AUGAAAUUCGUGACAGCCUUGAAACCUCUGUUAAUCCGAAGAUUUGUGUGUUGGGGUAAGAAAUACAAUGCCAAAGAUAUGAGUAUGAUCCUAUCGGCUGCUUUAGCCAUCAUACAAAGAGAUAGUAUUUCUGAGUUGAUGGUUAUUGCUGAUUUCUUCAAUUUCAUUUGGAGGGAACCGUGCUGUAAAUCGCUUUAUGAAAACCAAAUACUUGUUCAUCUCCCUGAACUUAGUAACAUAACAAACGAAAUAUCUAAACAGAUGGAUUAUGCUCUUCCCAUUACAACUGAGACUGUGUCGAAUUGUGUUGAAGUGAAAUCUUUGGGAGAAUCUAGAGUUCAUCAGGGAAAUCACUCUAGCUAUCCAGAAAUAUGUCGAGAUCUCUUUUUGAGAACACAGGAAUUGGAGUGGAAAAGCAAACUGCUCUCUCAAUCGAAAAACCUAGAUUUUCGAAACUUAACUGGAUUCAUCAGACAGUUUCAUCGACAUCCUCUUCUUCACCAGUUUGCCAUAGCUCCUCGUGAGGCUAUGAUGCGAGACUGGAUAGUCAAUAUAGUAAUGAGACCAUUGUAA
Molecule: messenger RNA, 573 nt
Organism: Auanema sp. JU1783
Lineage: Eukaryota; Metazoa; Nematoda; Chromadorea; Rhabditida; Rhabditidae
Source: the annotation of a GenBank genome assembly